Messenger RNA from Neurospora tetraspora, 411 nucleotides. RefSeq lists its product as uncharacterized. The record is from RefSeq and is a predicted model, not a curated record. The transcript has 3 exons. Lineage: Eukaryota; Fungi; Ascomycota; Sordariomycetes; Sordariales; Sordariaceae. The coding region runs from base 1 to 411 and encodes 136 amino acids.
AUGCUGCAAGUGCUGCAAGCUCUUUGUGCAGUGGAAGCACCUUCCGCAUUCCUCGAGGCUCUGUUGGAUUCUUUACAUGGAUGGGCAUUUGUACUGCAGAUUUGCCACUACCCUCCAGGCAAUAUCAAUACCCUUAAUAGAGCUCUCAACAGCUAUCAUAGUAUCCCCAGCACCCUUAACAACUAUUAUAGUACUCCCAACAAUUAUUAUAAUAUUUCUAGCACCCUCAAUAGCUAUACUCCUAGUAGUCCUAGUACUCCUAGUACUCCUAGUACUCCUAGUAGUCCUAAUACUAAUACUCCCAGCAAUCCUAAUACUCCCAACAAUAUUACCCUUAUUAAUCCCAGUCUUAAUAUACCCUCUAGUCCUAAUUCGACUCCUAAAACAAUCUCCUAUUACUUUAAUAAUUAA